AUUAUGAACAAUGUGGAAAUGGCUGCCCAGAAACUUGCAACAGCCUUUUUAAUCAAGCAACCUGUGAGUCUCGUUGCACGGAAGGAUGUUUUUGUGACUCUGGAUUCAUCCUCAGUGGGGAUCAGUGUGUCCCCCUUGCAGAGUGUGGCUGUGUGCACCAUGGCACAUACUACAAGAGGGGAGAGGAUUUCUACCCUGACUCAUCCUGCCAAGAAAAGUGUCACUGCACAAACCUUGGAGCUGUUGAGUGUGAACGGUUCUCCUGUGGAUCACAUGAAGAAUGCAGGGUGGAAAAUGGCAUCCAAGGCUGCCACCCAGUGGGAUACGGAACAUGUGUAGCGUGUGGUGACUCUCAUUACAUUUCCUUUGAUGGACAAAGUUUCGAUUUCCGUGGCUCCUGCACUUACACCUUAAUUAAAGUGUGCAGUGAGGAUCCUCAGCUACAGAGCUUCUCAGUAUUGGUGGAGAAUGAGAAGUCUAAUGACAGCCCAGUAGUUCUCAUAAAGACAAUCAUGGUUUCCAUUCAUGGGUACACCGUUGUCCUUCAAAGCGGAAUACAGUGGAAAGUGAUGGUGGAUGAUGAGCUGCACACACUGCCAAUGAAUAAGGAUGGUGGGAAACUCUGGAUUACUCAGGAAGGGAGUAAUAUCGUUAUCCAGUCCUCCUUCGGCUUCACAGUCCUUUAUGACACUCUCUCUUACGUCCGCGUGUCUGUCCCCAGCACCUACCAAGGGCAGAUGUGUGGUCUGGCUGGUAACUUCAAUGGAGACCAGAGUGAUGAUUUCAUGCUCCCUGAUGGAAGAGUUGCUGAAAGUAUGGUUGAGUUUGGGGCCUCUUGGAAGGUCCCUGUAGAUGCUGUCAGAUGCUCUGAUGACUGUGGAGAGAAAUGUCCUACCUGUGAUGCUGUCAAGACAGCACCAUACAUGUCCAAACGCUCCUGUGGUAUCAUUCUGUCUAAGACAGGCCCCUUCAGAGACUGUCAUCCAUUGGAGAGCCCCACUCAGUACUUUCAGCACUGCCUACAUGACUUGUGUGUGGCCAAUGGAAAUCGAGAAUCUCUAUGUCGAAGCAUCCGUGCCUAUGUCACUGCAUGCCAAGCAGCUGGCGCCAAAGUUGAUAGCUGGAGAACAGACACUUUCUGUCCCCUUACCUGUCCAGCCAACAGCCAUUACGAGACAUGCACUUCAACUUGCGAUUCCACCUGUGCCAGCUUGUCCACUGUGGCCCGGUGCACAAGGAAGUGCUUUGAAGGCUGCCAGUGUAAUGAAGGCUAUGCGUUUGAUGGGGACACAUGUGUACGUUUGAACAGAUGUGGCUGUGUGCACAAUGGACUCUAUUUCAAGGCAGGAGAGAGCCUCUUCUCAAGGAACUGUACACAGAAAUGUACCUGCACUGCCUCCAGCCAAUUCACCUGUGAAGAAACCAGCUGCCAUAGCUGUGAACUUAAGGAUGGUGUGUGGGGCUGUGUGGCACGAGAGGGCCAAUGCACACUCACCCCAGGAGCCCAGCUCACCUCUUUUGAUGGCGCCUCCGCUCAAUACAGCUGCAGCGGAGUCUAUGAUGUGGUCUCUGUUUGUGAUGAAGGCUCCCCGUCCUGGUUCAGAGUAUCAGUGCGUAUUGAAGAGGAUGAGGAGAAUUUAAUAACUGGGAAGGCUGUCUACAUCUACUUCAGAGAGGCUUCCGUCAUUGUCAAAAAGAACAGAGACAUAUGGGUAAAUGGACGCAAGUUAGGGAAACUUCCACACAGCAUCUCCAAAGCUGUAUCUGUGAGCAGUGCUCAAGAUGGCAUCUUGAUCAGCCAGGCGCCUCAGAUGCAAGUUCACCUCCACCACAAUGGAGGGUUGACAGUCAGAGUCAAGGAGGACCUGGCAGGGAAAUUAUGUGCCCCCUGUGGAAACUUCAAUGGAGACUCUGCCGAUGACCCGAAGACACCCAAUGGAGAGGUGAAGGAGACUGUUGCUGAUACCCUUCAUGAUUGGAAGGCAAAAGACAUCUCUUAUUAGACAAUAUCCCCUUUUUGCGGGUGUCUACCAUUGUAUGCAAUGAGAGAUGGAAUAUGCCCCGGUAGAACUGAAGUGAAAAGGAUCCAACGUCACCCUUUCCUCAGGCAGCUAAUCUGUAACCUUCCGAUGGAACUCAAAACUUUGUCGUACCUCCAACGAUCUUUUGCUUUUAUUGUUCCAAUUAAGUACUUGUCAAUCUGUAAUGUAUUUAAGUCCAUAGGUUUUGUAUUUUCCAAAUCAACAGAUUUUGGAAGGCA
Sphaerodactylus townsendi is the source of this 2260-nucleotide messenger RNA. RefSeq names its product IgGFc-binding protein-like. The transcript has 6 exons. The record is from RefSeq and is a predicted model, not a curated record. Bases 513 to 2003 code for a protein of 496 amino acids. Lineage: Eukaryota; Metazoa; Chordata; Lepidosauria; Squamata; Sphaerodactylidae.